Molecule: messenger RNA, 611 nt
Organism: Rubroshorea leprosula
Lineage: Eukaryota; Viridiplantae; Streptophyta; Magnoliopsida; Malvales; Dipterocarpaceae
Source: the annotation of a GenBank genome assembly
AAUUUUAUAAAAUAUACUGUCUACAUGCCAGAACGGCAUGUUCUUGCACCCCACACGCAAAAUGCUAAUUCUUGCAAGUUACCAAGAACUCUUGGAAGGGCAUCAACGGCAGCUCUUGCCGCCAAUCUUGAUGACUUUCAAACAGAGGGCAAGUUAUCAGGAACUCUUAGAGGAGCGUCGACGGUGCCCUUCGAACAGGAGGCAAGUUAUCAUGGGGUGGUAUCUGAAGCCAGGAGCACUAGCGCGGUUGAGGGACUCCAAGCUCAAUGCGAGAUCUCAGAAGAACAACUCUCUGUUGGCUAAUUUACUCACUCACCAAGUCGAUUCGGUCCUUACUCAACAUCCGCCACAGACCCAGAUCUCAGCGGUGGAUCGACACCCUCGGUUGCUCGAUAAGAUCUACGGCGGUCCGUGCUGCCUCCGGAGGAAGAAGCUUGUGGCUGCUAAAUCUGUAUACUUGCUCAAUUUGAAUCCUUCUGGCGUAGAUUUAGAAUCUAGUGUUAACAAUAAUGGUAACAAUAGUGGCGGUGGAGAUUUGUUGAUUAGUGUGUUAAAUAGUGAUGUUAUUGUUGCUCGUUGAAUAUUCCCUUGAAUAAAUAAGACAUUUUUUC